This is a messenger RNA of Antechinus flavipes (yellow-footed antechinus), 3538 nucleotides long. RefSeq names its product glutamate ionotropic receptor kainate type subunit 3 (gene GRIK3). Gene Ontology annotation, molecular function: kainate selective glutamate receptor activity; transmitter-gated monoatomic ion channel activity involved in regulation of postsynaptic membrane potential. Gene Ontology annotation, biological process: modulation of chemical synaptic transmission; monoatomic ion transport; synaptic transmission, glutamatergic. The record is from RefSeq and is a predicted model, not a curated record. The transcript is spliced from 16 exons. Lineage: Eukaryota; Metazoa; Chordata; Mammalia; Dasyuromorphia; Dasyuridae. Gene Ontology annotation, cellular component: presynaptic membrane; kainate selective glutamate receptor complex; postsynaptic membrane. The coding region runs from base 473 to 3235 and encodes 920 amino acids.
CGGAGCCGGAGCCGGAGCCGGAGCCCGAGCCCGAGCCCGAGCCCGAGCCGGAGCCGGAGCCGGAGCCAAAGCCAAAGCCAAAGCUGGAGCCGGAACUGGUGGUUAGGUUAAGGAAGAGCGCAGCGGAGAGCCUCGCCUAGAAGGGACCUCGGGUCGGGUCGGGGUCGGAAUCGGGGUCGCCAGAGGGCGCGGAACCCGGCACCACUUGCGCAGCUGGCUGGCUGGCGGGCGGGCGCUGGCGGGCGGGCUUCCCAGUAAGAUGUGCAGAGCGCAGCGGGGCGCUCCUGACUCGCAGCCCCGCUCCGGACCCGGGCUCGGUGGCCAGGAGGUGGCGGCUACGGCCGCCGUGGUGGAGACGGUGAAGGCGGCGGCGGCGGAGGCUCCCGGGCUGCGCGCCGGCUGGUAGAGCGGCCGCCCCAGGGAGCGGAGCAGCCCGCCACGGCCGCGCCCCGGGGAGGCUCGGCGCCCAACGAUGACCCGUCCCUGGCGGCGUCUCCAGAGUCUGGUUUGGGAAUACUGGGCCGGGCUCCUGGUUUGCGUGCUCUGGAUUCAGGACUCUCGGGGAAUGCCCCAUGUCAUCCGGAUAGGGGGAAUCUUUGAGUAUGCAGAUGGACCCAAUGCCCAGGUCAUGAAUGCAGAGGAACAAGCCUUCCGAUUUUCUGCCAACAUCAUCAACAGGAACAGGACUUUGCUGCCCAAUACCACCUUGACCUAUGAUAUUCAGAGAAUACACUUCCAUGACAGCUUUGAAGCCACUAAGAAAGCUUGUGACCAGCUGGCCCUGGGGGUCGUAGCCAUUUUUGGACCUUCCCAAGGCUCUUGCACCAAUGCAGUCCAGUCCAUCUGCAAUGCUCUGGAAGUACCCCACAUCCAGCUACGCUGGAAACACCAUCCCUUGGAUAACAAAGACACCUUCUAUGUGAAUCUCUACCCUGACUACGCAUCCCUCAGCCACGCCAUCCUUGAUCUCGUCCAGUAUCUGAAAUGGCGGUCAGCGACUGUGGUGUAUGAUGACAGCACAGGCCUCAUCAGACUGCAGGAGCUCAUCAUGGCCCCAUCGCGCUACAAUAUCCGCCUGAAGAUCCGCCAGCUCCCCAUCGACUCGGAUGACUCCCGGCCCCUGCUCAAGGAAAUGAAGAGAGGCCGAGAAUUCCGCAUCAUCUUUGACUGUAGUCACACUAUGGCUGCUCAGAUCCUCAAGCAGGCCAUGGCGAUGGGGAUGAUGACCGAGUAUUACCACUUUAUCUUCACAACUCUGGACCUUUAUGCAUUAGACUUAGAACCCUACCGCUACUCUGGAGUCAAUCUAACAGGGUUCCGGAUCCUCAAUGUGGAGAACCCCCAUGUCUCAGCCAUUGUAGAGAAGUGGUCCAUGGAGAGGUUGCAGGCGGCACCUCGGGCUGAGUCUGGCCUGCUGGACGGAGUGAUGAUGACAGAUGCAGCUUUGCUCUAUGAUGCCGUUCAUAUCGUCUCUGUGUGCUACCAGCGGGCCCCACAGAUGACCGUCAAUUCCCUGCAGUGUCACCGUCACAAAGCCUGGCGCUUUGGAGGUCGCUUCAUGAAUUUCAUCAAAGAAGCUCAAUGGGAAGGAUUAACUGGACGGAUUGUUUUCAACAAAACCAGUGGCUUAAGGACUGAUUUUGACUUGGAUAUCAUCAGCCUGAAGGAAGAUGGCUUGGAGAAGGUGGGUGUGUGGUGUCCUGCUGAUGGCCUCAAUAUCACAGAGAUUGCCAAGGGCCGGGGUCCCAACGUCACUGACUCCUUGACCAACAGAUCCCUUAUUGUCACCACUGUGCUGGAGGAGCCCUUCGUCAUGUUUCGGAAGUCAGACAUGACCCUCUUUGGGAAUGACCGGUUUGAGGGCUACUGCAUUGAUCUGCUGAAGGAACUGGCCCACAUAUUGGGCUUCACUUAUGAGAUCCGGCUGGUGGAAGAUGGGAAGUAUGGGGCACAGGACGAGAAAGGCCAGUGGAAUGGCAUGAUUAAGGAGCUGAUUGACCAUAAAGCAGACCUGGCUGUAGCCCCUCUGACCAUCACUCACAUCCGGGAAAAAGCCAUCGACUUCUCCAAGCCCUUCAUGACUCUUGGCGUCAGUAUCCUGUACCGAAAACCCAAUGGCACCAACCCUGGCGUAUUUUCCUUCCUCAAUCCCUUGUCUCCUGACAUCUGGAUGUAUGUUCUUCUUGCCUAUCUGGGUGUCAGCUGUGUUCUCUUCGUCAUUGCCAGGUUCAGCCCCUAUGAAUGGUAUGACGCACAUCCCUGUAACCCUGGCUCAGACAUUGUGGAGAACAACUUCACUUUACUCAACAGCUUUUGGUUUGGGAUGGGCUCCCUGAUGCAACAAGGCUCUGAACUGAUGCCCAAAGCCCUGUCCACAAGGAUUAUUGGAGGCAUCUGGUGGUUCUUCACUCUGAUCAUUAUCUCUUCAUACACGGCCAAUCUGGCAGCCUUCCUGACAGUGGAGCGGAUGGAAUCUCCCAUUGACUCCGCGGACGACCUGGCCAAGCAGACCAAGAUUGAAUAUGGGGCAGUCAAGGAUGGGGCCACCAUGACCUUCUUCAAGAAAUCCAAGAUUUCCACAUUUGAGAAGAUGUGGGCCUUCAUGAGCAGCAAACCCUCAGCCCUGGUGAAGAACAAUGAGGAGGGUAUCCAGAGAGCCCUGACAGCCGACUACGCCCUGCUCAUGGAAUCCACAGCCAUUGAGUACAUCACUCAGAGGAAUUGCAACCUCACCCAAAUUGGAGGUCUCAUCGACUCCAAAGGCUAUGGGAUCGGCACGCCUAUGGGUUCCCCCUAUAGAGACAAGAUCACCAUUGCCAUCCUCCAGCUCCAAGAAGAGGACAAGCUUCAUAUCAUGAAGGAGAAGUGGUGGCGAGGGAAUGGCUGCCCGGAGGAGGAGAACAAGGAAGCUAGUGCUCUGGGCAUCCAGAAGAUCGGGGGAAUCUUCAUUGUGCUCGCUGCAGGGCUGGUCCUCUCUGUGCUGGUGGCUGUGGGAGAGUUCAUCUAUAAACUCCGAAAAACAGCAGAGCGGGAACAGGGAAUAACACCAGGCCUCCUCCUCCCUCUUCCUUCCAGCGUUCAUUCUGCAGCACUGUGGCUGACGAAAUCCGAUUCUCCCUCACCUGCCAGCGACGGGUCAAACACAAGCCUCAGCCACCAGUCAUGGUCAAAGCCGACGCUGUCAUCAACAUGCACACAUUCAAUGACCGUAGACUCCCGGGCAAGGACAGCAUGACCUGCAACACUGCACUGGCGCCCGUGUUCCCCUAGGGCUGGAGCAAGGGCCAAGGGCUGGCGAGAGGCAGUGCCUCCAGGGCAAAGGUUGGGGAUACAAGGAAAGCUCCUCCUUCCAAGUUGGUGGGCAGUGAAGAAAUCUGGCCCCACCCCCCCUUGCCCACCUACAAGGAACCUACCAGACAUACCCCAGCCUGUGGUUUCGGGGAUGGGGUGGGUAGUAGGUGGGGGCUUCUUGUUUGUCUCUUCCUCUAAAGCAGAAGAGACAAAAUUGAAGAAUGCACACACACACACACACACACAC